UCUCCGCCAAUAAUCAAGGGUCGAUCGUAUCUAUAAACCCUUGUAUAAAUAUACUAGGGUUUAAGGGUUUAAGCAGAGCAGCAACGAAGAAAAUUAAACAGAGAGGAAGAUGCGAGGAGGAAGUUAUUCGUGGUAUAGACGAGGAAUUGAGGGAGAUGCAAUCUUUUUGAGCAGCAUGGUCUCCUUGUGCUUGGUUUUCGGUUUGUCUUGGUCUCGUUCGUAGGAAUGGCUUUAUUUGGAAGAGUUGGGAAUAUACUAAAGCAAGCAACGACUAGGAAGAUCAAUUCAGAGUUAUGUUCAUUCCCAUCUGGUUUCCAGGCUAUACGGUGCUUUUCAAAUUCUCCAAGUACUAAGCUGUUCAUAGGAGGUGUUUCAUAUAAUACUGAUGACCAAAGUUUGGAGGAAGCUUUCUCAAAAUAUGGUCAAGUUCUUGAUGCUAGGAUAAUUAAGGAUCGCGAGUCCGGUAGGUCAAGAGGAUUUGGUUUUGUUACUUUCUCUACUCUUGAGGAGGCAUCAAGUGCCAUUCAGGGAGUGGAUGGACAGGAUCUACAUGGUCGUCAGGUUAAGGUAAAUUUUGCUAAUGAAAGACCCCGUGCAUAUCCAGGUAGUUACGGUAACUCUCCAUAUGGGAAUGCCGGUGGCAAUGCGACUGGAGUUUUAAAUACUACUGGAUAUCCUGGAGAUGUCUAUGAAUCGGAUAGCAAUCCUGGUAACCGUGCUGGCAAUAACUAUGGUACUGAUGACAAUACCAGAAGUUCUGGUGGUGGUUAUGGUUAUGGCAGCUUUCCUAGUGGAAACACUUACAAUGAUGGAACUAGUGGAGGUUACUGUGUCAACAAUGGAAAUUAUGCUGCUGCUGCGGGUGUUGGAGAGAGUAAUACUGUUAACUAUGGUAGUGCUCCUGGUGGUGGUUAUGGUAACUACGGCACUGCUGCGCCCGGAAUUGGCAAUCGUUAUAAUUAUGACAAUUCUGCUGUAUUUGGCAGCAGUGGUAAUAAUUUUAAUGUUGCUGGUGGUGGCAGCAGCAGUGAAUACCCUGGAAGUGCCAUGGGGUAUGGUACCUUUGGUAUGGGUACUGGUGGUGACUUUGGUGGUGGUGCUGGUGGUGGUGGUGGUGAUGGUGGAUGUGCUUAAAGUUGGGAAUUGGGAUGCAGCAGCAGUGGCCAACAGGAUAGCAAUCAAAGCAACUUUGGUAUUUGAUGCUGUGUUCCCUGUACCCCCUCUAAAAGCAUGUUUCAGUCAGUAAAAUAGGGCAUUCUUUUGUUUUAGAUUUUUUCUUUUAUUCAGAAACUUUUAUUGCAUUAGGAAUCCACCAUCAAUUGUCUUUUUUUUCAUAUAUACUCUCAUUUAACAAUUAUUUUAGAAUUAUCCAACCAAUUACUAUAAAUAUUACAUAUUACCUCUUA
Lotus japonicus is the source of this 1406-nucleotide messenger RNA. Its product is annotated as glycine-rich RNA-binding protein 3, mitochondrial-like. Lineage: Eukaryota; Viridiplantae; Streptophyta; Magnoliopsida; Fabales; Fabaceae. Bases 226 to 1134 code for a protein of 302 amino acids. The transcript has 6 exons. Gene Ontology annotation, molecular function: RNA binding. The record is from RefSeq and is a predicted model, not a curated record.